Molecule: messenger RNA, 6198 nt
Organism: Meira miltonrushii
Lineage: Eukaryota; Fungi; Basidiomycota; Exobasidiomycetes; Exobasidiales; Brachybasidiaceae
Exons: 1
Coding region: 67-6141 (2024 amino acids)
Biological process (GO): phosphatidylinositol phosphate biosynthetic process
Cellular component (GO): endosome membrane; fungal-type vacuole membrane
Molecular function (GO): 1-phosphatidylinositol-3-phosphate 5-kinase activity
Source: RefSeq, a predicted model, not a curated record
UGUCAAUGAUGACAAGACAAGACAAACAAGCAAUUGUCAUGCUAAGUUGAACGCAUAUUGUUCGUUAUGGAGCAAUACGAUUACGAAUCAGAAGAUAUACUAAGAAGGGCAAGUGAUGCAGGAACAUCAGCAGCAGCAGCAGCGGCAGCACAAGAAGAAGAGGCAAGCAACACCAGUGCAUCACAAUCAUCAAUAAAAGAGGAAAGUGAUCAUUCUUAUCCACGAUUAACAAUAAAUACCCGUAGAAGGUUGAUCAGAAAACCUCUACCCAAGCCACCCGGACAAAAGGAGACAAGGAAGGGAGCAGGGCCACAAUCAAACAAAAGCUCUGCUCCAGCCUCCUCAAGUUCAGGCUCAAGAUCCGACAGCAUACAGGAGGCUACACAUCAUGAUUCUCAUCAGGUUCGAAGUGCAGGCCUCACACAUAGCGCAAUCUUUGCCAGGAACAAUCUUCAAAAGCAGCAUACAUUGACACUAGAAGAAGCACGAAGCAGGGCACGCGAAUUUGUCGCCAAAGAGAAAGCCAUUCUGGAAUGGUGGCCAGAUAUUAAUCAUACAAUCAAGGCCGAGACGGCACAGGAGACAUCUUCAAAUGACAGAGAAGGUCAAUACACCCUCAACGCGCGAUGCCGAUUACAUCUUGAGAGAAUUGUCGAAUUUAGCAUUUUCACAAAUAGCGACUUGAGCAAAGCAGAGAGUGCCGGUAUCGCACGAGGUAUCAUAGAUGCAAUCGUCCAAUGUCUCAACACGUUGACCAAGUCAGAAGCAUUGGCUGCAUUGCAACAGACAUCUUCGGUCAUGUGGCGGGUUGAUGCUCUCGUACGGUCGAACGAGCAAUUAUCCGGUGCAAGAGGUGGCUUGAGUGCUCUUUUGGGAAUAUUGGGUGUGCGAUGGUCAAAGCUAGCAUCUUGGCGUGGUAAAGAGACGGGAGAGCUGCCGAUUGAUGGUUUGGGUGGUUCUAGGACAUUGAUGCCAGCUCUGGAUAGGAGGACUGCUUCUAGCUCAUCCUCAAUCACAUUGGGAACAGAACAAAGGAGAAGGAAGCGUGAUGUGGCCAUGCAGCUACUCAAUAAUGCAUUCUGGACUGCUGGUGUCAAUGUGGAAGGAGAAGAAGUUUUAGCGAAGGAACACGAUGAGAAAGUCAUCCACGAGGAGAAGAAGCGACCUGCAGGCAUGGCACCGUCUUUGCUCUCCAAACCGAUGGCACCCACAGUUGCUUUGACAGGUGAGCUAGCGUCUUUGGAUGCAGAAGUUCAAGCAAGUCAGAAGGACAACGCCAAGGAACAAGACAAGAGCGAAAAGCUGCCAGUGCCAACACCGAUGGCCGAGCGUCCAUCAAUGCUGACUGAUCGCUUGGCAAUGCAAUUGAGAAAUUCUGCAAAGCUUCAAGCGGAAGGAUCUGUUGAACAUGCAGCAAGGGCCGGCACUCUUCCCGCAAGGAAUCCACUGAGUCGUACAGUUUCACAUGCAUCGAUUCUUGACAAGAACAAUCAGCCAAGCAAUAAUGCCGAUGCAGCCAAGGUGAAAAUCGCUGUUUGCAAAGUAUGCGUCAGAUUUGAGGAAGAGUGGAAUAGAGCAACUGCCAAACAAAUACGAGCGAGAAGAAAAAGUGAAACUCUCACACUAAAAGAUGUUCGAAGAAGGCUCGAGAAUGUGUCCAGCAUGUCUGGUAGAUCGGACAAGACGAUCGGUCAUCUUCUUUCAGAGCAACAACAGAGUGCUCAAAAAGAUUCAGUGGCGAUCGACUGGCUCCCGGACAAGUUUGAGGGAGAACCCCUACACCUCAAUCCGCUCUCAUCUGAUGUUGAAGGAAGAGAUGCAGAUGAUGCGAAUGACGGUAUCAAGAUCAUCGGUGGAAGUUUUGUUGUGUAUGGUGUCGAGGAGAAAUUAAGGAUUGUUAUACACAACACGAUCGAUAUUGCCUUGUACGCUGCCAUUGCAAUGGUGCUCGAGACAGCAUUCUUGAUGGAUUUUGAUUUGGAUCCAAAAGGUGACAUUGAAGUUGACUCUGCAACAGAGGGACAGCAAUCUCAGCCUGAAGUUCGAUUCGCAGAGGAGACCUCACAAACUGAAGAAGAUCAAGAAUCCCAUCUAGAAAAAAACGGUGUCAACCCAAAGCCAGAUACACCGGAACAAUCAGAAAGUGACAAGAACCAAGGACAGUGGCGAAAGAGUAUCUGGAGUAUGCUUCAUAUGGGCAGUUCUAGUGCCGUUGUCCCUGCCACGCAAACUCCAGACACAAAGGCGAAGCGUUCCAGCGUUAUUUUUCCACGUACAAAGACUGCCGAUGCAAACUUGCAAUCCCGUCCAGAGAAGGACGCGGUUGCUGGGCAGUACAGUCGGCUAGGACGGAUCUUGUCUUCUUUUACUGGACAUUCAGAGAAGAAAAGCCCCACCGGGCACAAUGACAAAGCGAGAAUAAGAUCUUUCUCUGAUGCCAAGCAAUCGAAUCUCGCUCAAUUACUGGAAGAUGAGUCCACAAUAGAGGCUGUUGAAACGAACCCAGACCAACAAACCUCUCUCCUGGACGGCAAGCCGCCAAAGUACAUAUCUGCAUACCGAGAGGAAGAACCAUUGGAAGAGGAGGAGCAAGACAUAAAUGAGGACCUGAUCGAAGAAUUGGUAUCCCGACAAACGCUUUCUGUUCUAAUUCUGGAAGGUUUGGAUAUCUCCCUCCCAUUCGCGCGACAAGUUUCAACGAACGCCAACAGCAAAGGUACAAGCACAACAGCGCCUGCUAAUCCCACCACAGAAGCAAAGAAAGGCUCAACGCUCUCCGUGCAUCCAUCCACUCAAAGUAGGAUCUCUUCCUUUUCGCGAGCGACGGAUAGCACUGCGCAGUCCAACCAGGAUACUUCCCUGAGUGGCCGUGCUCAACGUGUUGAAAAUCGAGCAGAGCAACAAUUCAAUUUCGAGAAACAAAGAAGGGAAGUUUUGUUCUAUCAGAGAGGCGGCAAUUGUCGUGAUGCAAGCCUUGGUCAGGCAAUCGAAGAAAUGACGGCUAAAGCGAUCGUGCUUCAUAAUGAAUGGCUACAAACGGAGAAAAGCAGCAAACGUGAAAAGGAAAAGCAGCUUUCUCAAACAAAUUCGCCAACAUUCAAGAUCGCUCAAUACCUCCAUGGUCGCGACAAGAUCACGGUCUCUGCAGCAAUCAUCAAAUCAACAACACCCGCUUCGGCAAAAAUGUCAAGUAAUGUCACGGAAGCACCCACUCCAAACGCAGCUGAUGCGAAAGAAGUCGCAAGUGCACUCAAAACGGACAAAGAUCUUGCGCAAACGGCUUUGCGACUCGCAGAGCACAUUCAAUCUGCAGCACAACAUCAACCAAUCGAUAAUGGCUCAACACUCAAACCUCCUCACAAAGCAUCGAUCGAGAUGUGGCAUGCUGAUAUGCGAACAGGACGUCAAACGGCGGUCAAAAGUAUGAGUGAUGCUACUUAUUUGGCCUCUUAUGGUACCUUUUUGAAUGAUUUGAUGACUUCGCAUUUCUUCACACAAGAAUCUCCCUUGUUACUCGCUCCUGGUGGCGAUGAUGCGGAAUUAUUGGACGCCUCUGAUGAUCCAAAACGUGAUUUGGUACGUCUUUUCAAGAUCGACAACGUUAUUCUCAAAUUCCACGUGCAGACUAUCCCGAUUCAUCAUCUGCUCAUUGAUGGUCCAGUCGUUUGUUUGGAGGAUUUGAAUGAUGAUGAAGGGGAGGACAAAGCCACAAAGAAAGAGAAAGACCAUAACACAUUGACAAAGUCUUUGGUCAAGGAGACGAGGCUGGAAGUGCAAGCAUUCUUUGCUAGCGUGAAAGAGGAAAUAUCUCGAAUGGAACAAAUGUUUGUGGCAAGAGAGCUUGAUGUGAAUGGAAACACAGUAAAGCCUCCAGCUCCUUCCUCUUCUGGUCACGGUUCCAUUCGCAGCGUAUUUACACUGGAUACGGCAACGGAAGAGCAACAGAGUGAUCGUAACUCGAUCGCUGAAUCGACAACCAGCUCAUAUGCAGGUGCGGCCACUGGUCCUCUAGAAUUGCUUGGAAAGGUGAUGUCAUCGAUGCGCAAAGCAGAAUUCAGGCUAUACGAAUCGCUCAAAGAAGCCGAUGUUUCGGCUUUAAAUGACGUUCGCCGUCAAUUCCUAGAUCGUGCUAGAUCUUGCAGAAAUCGAUUGGUUGCUUGGUCGAAGAAGCACUUGAACAAGAGUGAAUUAGAACAAUUGGGCGCUUUGAAAUUCGCAGAGCCAUACUAUUUCGAGAAGGGCAAUCAUGCACUACCGGGCAGUCGAUUUGUUCUCCGUCAAGAAGAGCCCUUGAGCAUUAUCGCAUACAGUCUUUCAUCCAGGGACUUCAAUGAAGAAAUUCACGCCACAAAAUCAUCACAAAAGAAGCAUUCAGACGUGUUGAAUUGGAGAUCGAGUGUGGCUAUAGGUGAAGGAAGAGAAGAUGCUUCCUCUCUACUCUCUUCCUCAGUGGCCAGCUCAAGUGCCGCUAGCGUAACUUCGAGUAAAGCUACGGACGAACUUGAUCCUGAUCAAGAUGAUGACUUUCACGUUCCAGAGCCAUUGCAGGUGAAUAUGAAAAGGAAGAGAAGAACAAAAGAUACAGGAAUUUUGUCCAUUCGAAUCCGGUCAAGUGUGUACUCCAAUGCACAAAAGGAUGUAGAGCAAGAUGCCGGGCUAGAAAGUGUAGAUCACUCAACGGGCGAGUCAAUCUUGAGCGCAAACGAUAAUUCAUCCACUCCGACAGCCAGCAGAAUAGGCUCUGCAGCAUACACUCCCUCUUCUACGCAUUUCGAUACGGUCACUUCCAAUAAUGAAACCUUUCAUGCUCACGUUUCCACCAUCUCCCCGCGUGGUGCAUUAGGCGAUCUCUUUACGCAGGAGGGUGACCAUUUUGGAGAUCUAGCACCUCCAAGCGAUGAUGGUCACGAGGCUGCAAGUCUCCUAUCUUCCAGCGUCAGCAGCACUUCGAGUGGAACGGUGAACAGAAAGGAUGUACGAGAGACGCCCAAAAUUCACAUUGAUGCUCAAACGGAUGCUUCUCAUGACGGAGAGAAGAGCGCUGAUUUGGAAAAGCUGUCAAAAGAGAUCGAAGAUGUUGAUACCAGCACAAAAGGAUCCGUGAAAAAAGCGCAAGUAGAAUCAACACCUCGGAUUGCGCCGCCACUCAACAAAUCACCAGCAUCUCCUCAUAUCAAACACACGAUCAUAUCUGGAGAUCUUAAAAUCUCUUGCGUUUCAUGGUUUGCUGAAGAUUUCUACAAACUUCGCAAGACAUGGAAGAUUGAGGAUGACUUCAUUGCAAGUCUAAGCAGAUCAAAAAGCUGGAAUAAUGUUGGUGGAAAAAGCAAAAGUGGAUUCUAUCUCACCGGAGAUGGCAAGUGGAUCGCAAAGCAGCUGCUCAAUGUAUGGACGGUAGAUGAAAAGGAAGCAUUCUUGGAAUUUGCACCUGCUUAUUUGCGGUACAUGAUGAAUAGUGCAGUGAAUGAUUGCCCAACGCUUUUGGUAAAGAUUGCCGGUGUUUAUAGCCUGAAAAUCAAAGACAUCAAGACAGGCGAAGUGAAAUUGAAACUCAGUGUGCAAGUGCUGGAAAAUGUGUUUGCAGGAGAUGGCGGACGAUCGAUCCGAUUCGACCUAAAGGGAAUCCGAGAUCGAAGGGCACAACAAAAAGUGCAAAAUAGCGAAAGUGCACCCCAACAACAAGAAGGAAAGCCUCAAGUUGCCUCCAAAGAGGUGGACGAAGAAGACGUCAGCAAUGCAUCUGUCUGGUGGGAUGGAGAAUGGAUCGAUACAAUGCUACCGAGAGCCUUUGUACCUGAACAGCAAAAGACACAAUUUCAACGUGCUUUACGCAACGAUUUGGCUUUCCUUACGGCGUCCAACGUGAUGGAUUACUCGUUGCUUGUAGGGGUAAACGAGCCAAUUUGUACAUCCUUUUCCAAAGAAGGCUUAAAGAGCUCCACCGACAAACAUCCCUUCUUCAGAGUUCGAAUUGUGGACUUCUUGGGUGCAUGGACAUUGGUGAAACAAUUGGAAAGUAGUGGGAAGAAAGCCAUCAAAAGUCAAACGCCAACAGUCAUUCCACCACAAGAUUAUGCAAGCAGGUUCAGUCAAGCUAUUGAAGGAUACUUUAUUGGCUGUCCUGAUACAACAAAUACUUAACGUCACCAGAUUAUACCUUUUAAUUCAUUACUGUAUCAUAAUUGAUUUAUUUACCAU